Messenger RNA from Lachnellula hyalina, 1008 nucleotides. RefSeq lists its product as uncharacterized. The coding region runs from base 1 to 1008 and encodes 335 amino acids. The record is from RefSeq and is a predicted model, not a curated record. NCBI's taxonomy places the organism in Eukaryota, Fungi, Ascomycota, Leotiomycetes, Helotiales, Lachnaceae. The transcript has 2 exons.
AUGUUUUCCGUUCGUGCAUUUACCGACGGGGCUUCGCCCAACCAACUAAGCCGUUUUGCACGUCUUCACUUCGCCAAAACCCUUCAAAUGCUUCAAGCUCGGCUUAAUGAUUCUGACCUGACUUUUGCGAUUUCUGAUGGCACAAUUAUGGUUGUGUUCUUCUUGGCAUCAGCUGCUGAGCUCAUGGGAGACUUUGCUUCUGUAGAGAACCAUGUCAGAGGCUUGGAGAAGAUCGUUAAUCUGAGAGGUGGGGUCCGGGCGCUGAACAUACAUAAUAACUUACAGGUCAAGGUCUGCAGGGCCGACUUAUCCUAUGCCUUACUAUCUGGACACCAGCCACUGUUUUUCAAGACAAGCAUUUCAUGGGAUUGCUUCGUCGCGGACCGUGGCCUGAUCCAAUGUAGCCACCACCCUCAUGACGUCAAUAUACACAUCUUCUUAAAAAAUAACAUCGACGGAAGACUACAUGGUGUCUUUAGAGACUUGCAUGCUUUUUCCUGCAUCAGCAAUCUUGCCUACCAAACGACACGCAAGCUCUUACCCGAGAUAUACAACGAGGUAAUGAUAUCGAUCCUCUACCGACUCACUCAUUUAUCCUUCGAUGGCGACCCUAUUCAGGAAGUGUUUCGAAUCAGCUUGUUAGCUGUUUCCUCUACACUCUUCAUGCAACGGCAGUUCAUGGAUAACCCAUAUGCCCAUCUUUUGAAUCUCUAUCGCAACGCCUUGUUCCAACUAAGCAAUUUGACGGGAGUUGAGCUUCCGGUAUCUAUUUCUCUUUGGAUGACGAUGUUGUUGCAUGUGGUAGAACACAGAGAACAGUCUCCGGCGAAUUGGCUGGGGGUCUGGUUUGACAGGGUUAUUUCCCAUGCCGAUGUCAAAUCAUGGCCCGAAGCUCGCGAAAUGCUAAGGUCGAUGGUAUGGGUUGACUUUGUGCAUGAUCGAGUUGGGAAGUUUGCUUUCGAAGCAUCCAUGAUAAGGCUAGGAUAUUUAGCAGGACGCGACCACUGA